AUGAUCGAUUUGCACGAUCUCAAUCACAUCUCAAUCAAUGGAGAUAGAAGUGUUGCAACCAUAGAGCCUGGAAAUGAGUGGAUCCAGGUCUACGAUGCUUUGGACAAGUACGGCGUAAGUGUCGUUGGAGGGCGUGGUCCGACAGUUGGAGCCGGUGGAUUCAUGUUAGGAGGCGGCUACUUCCACUGGUCUGGCAAGUACGGCAUGGCUGCAGACAACGUGAAAGAUUUCGAGGUCGUACUGGCUGAUGGAACCAUUGUGAAUGCAAAUGCGAAGACCAACACCGAUCUUUUCUGGGCACUCAAAGGCGGAGGUCCAAACUUUGGAAUUGUCACCAAGAUGCAACUCUACACCGUCCCAAUCCAGAAGAUCUGGUAUCAGCUUGGACUCUAUCGUGCCGAGCAGGCUCCUGAGCUCAUAGACGCUUUUGCAAAAUGGCAAAAUGAGGGAGCGUCCGACACGAGAGGCUCUGUUGGUUUUCUCAUUGGCACUGAGACGGCGUUCGUUGGUCUUUUCUGGUUGGAGCCUGCCGUGAAACCAGAGGUCUUUGCACCCUUCUACGACAUUCCUCAGAUCGAGCCAGCCGCGAAGCCUAUCAAUAGCACCUUAAUAGAGCUAACAAACCUGUUGGGAUUCGUUGGCGGUGCAUCUUCGGCCAGGUACCUGAUUUCUGCUCAAUGCCACACGCUAUAUGAGUUCUGGAAGCCAAGGGCGCAAGCGCUACAUAACACGACCGGUGCCAACUCGACCUUUGUGUUCCAGCCCGUGCCAAAGUCUGUCGCCGAGGCAGGUAUCGCGAAGGGAGGGAAUGCAAUGAAUAUCCCAGUAGAGAACCAGAUGUGGUGGAGCUCUACGAUGGACUGGGAGGACGCAGCGGAUGAUGACACUGUGCGAGCGUUGUCGAUUGAGACCACUAAUAAGUGGAAAGAGCUCGGUCAAGCUCGUGGCUCCUAUUUGCCUCACUUAUUCAUGAACGAUGCUUCUCGUGACCAGAACCCCUUGGCUUCUUACGGGCAGAAGAACCUACAGCGGUUGAAGCAGAUUGCUGGAAAGUAUGAUCCAGGACAGCUAUUCCAGAAGAUUCAGAACAGUGGUUUCCUUCUUUCCAAGGCUUAA
Parastagonospora nodorum SN15 is the source of this 1116-nucleotide messenger RNA. RefSeq lists its product as hypothetical. The transcript is spliced from 6 exons. The record is from RefSeq and is a predicted model, not a curated record. Lineage: Eukaryota; Fungi; Ascomycota; Dothideomycetes; Pleosporales; Phaeosphaeriaceae. Gene Ontology annotation, molecular function: FAD binding. Bases 1 to 1116 code for a protein of 371 amino acids.